Messenger RNA from Rhizoctonia solani, 726 nucleotides. Its product is annotated as neugrin domain-containing protein. Gene Ontology annotation, cellular component: nucleus. NCBI's taxonomy places the organism in Eukaryota, Fungi, Basidiomycota, Agaricomycetes, Cantharellales, Ceratobasidiaceae. The transcript has a single exon. Bases 1 to 726 code for a protein of 241 amino acids. The record is from RefSeq and is a predicted model, not a curated record.
AUGACUGCUUUAUACGCUGCCAGGGCGGCUAAAACUCUACCAAUACAUUAUGCCUUGUAUACUUCCAAUCGACUAGGACUUAUCUUUUCAAUUGGCACUCGUAUCUUCUCUCAGAGUCACAUACUUGCCAAACAAUCUAGCCCAAAGCCUUCAUCCAAAAAAUACACACCGAAAAAUGCAAUACCAGAAACAUCCUACUCUAACAAAACCAUCUCUACAACUACACCAUCUCGACCAGAGGCGUUAUAUAAGUCCAUCCUGUUCGAUAAAUCACUAUCGAAAUCUGAUCCUAGCCCCGCCUCUUCAAAGCCACAAUACCCCCCUCGACCAAGGUCACGCCCUCCUCCAACACCCUCUGAGUAUAAAUUACAUAGAGAGAGAAUAAAAAGCAAAUAUCCAGAGGGAUGGGCGCCUCCUCGAACCAUAUCUCGGGAUGCAAUGGAGGUCUUACGAGCCCUGCAUGCAAGCGAUCCCGUCCAGUACCGAACGCCCGUACUCGCCAAUAAAUUCAAAAUCAGCCCGGAGGCAGUAUCCAGAAUACUCAAGAGUAAAUGGAGGCCAUCCCCCGAGCGCGUUGCAAAGAUGAUCGCACGGGAGAACUUGAACAAGGACAAGCGGAUUGCCGAGAAGAUUAAGAUGGAGCGGGCAGAGGUUGCCAAGUCGCUGGAAGGCCGUUUGGAUAUAGUCGAAAAAGCUCAAGGGAAAGACAAGUUAACCAUGAAAUAG